Molecule: messenger RNA, 946 nt
Organism: Python bivittatus (Burmese python)
Lineage: Eukaryota; Metazoa; Chordata; Lepidosauria; Squamata; Pythonidae
Source: RefSeq, a predicted model, not a curated record
GAGCUGGAGGGGCUGAGGAUGGGCCUGCAGGAACCGCUGCUGGAGGGGCUGCAGCCGCUGCUGGAGAAGGCGGUGGCUCUGCUGCGGAAGACGGACUGCUGGGAGGUUGCCUGCCUGGAGAAGGGCCUGUGGGCGGGCCCGCUCAGAGAGGCGGAGGCCGCCCGGAGAGAAGCCGGAGCCCUGCGGGAAGCCCUCCGGAAGGUCCCCCUGGGGCAGGGAGAGGCGGCCCUGCAGAGGGCUGGGCAAGAGGCUCCAGUGAAGGAGGCGCACCUCCUGUGGGAAAGGGCGGCGGCCCUGGAGACCCAGGCGAUAUCCUUCUGGUCAGACACACUGAAGGGGGCAGAUGACCUUCUGGGGAAGGUGGAUACCCUGAGGGCAGCCCUCCAGAACUCCUCCUUGAAGGAAGCCCUGUGGGAGAAGGUGGAGGAUCUUCGGGAUGCCUUGAGGGAAACCACAAGGGAGAAAGUCAGUGUUCUGCCCUUUAACAUGUGGGAAAAGACCCCCCGAGAGAUUUGCAGCCGCCUCCAUCACCUUUGCCGUCAAUGGCUGCAGCCAGAAAAAAACACCAAGGCUCAGAUGCUGGACUUAGUGAUCCUGGAGCAGUUCCUGGCCGUCCUGCCUGCGGAGAUGGCGAGCUGGGUGCGGGAGUGUGGAGUGGAGACCAGUUCCCAGGCGGUGGCUCUGGCGGAAGGCUUUCUCCUGAGCCAGGCAGAGAAGAAGCAGGAAGAGUUGCAGGUCCAGCAGCCCUUUCUGGAGGCCAUCCCCAAGCAUCCCAAAGGAAGGAGAGAUCCGUCAGAUGUCUCCCAGGAGCUGCUUUUCAGGAGGAUGCCCCAGGAAGACUCAAGUUGGGACACCUCAGGAGGAUCAUCUCUUUUUUCUGGUGGAGCUAAAAGAGUGGCUGAACCUCCAGUUCAGGUAGGAGAGAAACGUUAGUGAAGAUACAGGG